Symphalangus syndactylus (siamang) is the source of this 3578-nucleotide messenger RNA. RefSeq names its product DEAH-box helicase 40 (gene DHX40). Gene Ontology annotation, molecular function: RNA binding; 3'-5' RNA helicase activity; ATP binding. Gene Ontology annotation, cellular component: intracellular anatomical structure. The record is from RefSeq and is a predicted model, not a curated record. NCBI's taxonomy places the organism in Eukaryota, Metazoa, Chordata, Mammalia, Primates, Hylobatidae.
AGUAAACACCUCUACGUCAUCAGGGCGCGUCCUCGUCUUUCCCCUCCCAUCUCCUCAGAUCGGUGGACGUGCUCGCCUCCACUUGGGGCCAGGUCUAUGUCCCGGUUUCCCGCAGUCGCGGGCAGGGCGCCAAGGCGGCAGGAGGAGGGUGAGCGGUCAAGAGACCUCCAGGAAGAGCGGCCCUCGGCUGUUUGCAUCGCCGAUAGAGAAGAGAAAGGAUGCACGUCCCAGGAGGGAGGAACUACUCCAACUUUUCCUAUUCAGAAACAAAGAAAAAAGAUUAUUCAAGCUGUGAGGGACAAUUCAUUCCUUAUUGUUACUGGAAAUACAGGAAGUGGUAAAACAACUCAACUCCCAAAAUAUCUAUAUGAAGCAGGGUUUUCACAACAUGGUAUGAUUGGUGUAACUCAACCACGAAAAGUAGCUGCUAUAUCAGUUGCUCAGAGAGUAGCUGAAGAAAUGAAAUGCACUUUGGGAUCCAAAGUAGGAUACCAAGUUCGUUUUGAUGAUUGCAGCUCUAAGGAGACAGCAAUCAAAUAUAUGACUGAUGGAUGUUUACUGAAACAUAUUCUGGGAGAUCCAAAUCUUACCAAAUUCAGUGUCAUUAUUUUGGAUGAAGCCCAUGAAAGAACACUAACUACAGAUAUCUUAUUUGGUUUAUUGAAGAAGCUAUUUCAGGAGAAGUCUCCUAAUAGGAAGGAGCAUUUAAAAGUGGUGAUAAUGUCAGCAACUAUGGAAUUAGCCAAGCUCUCUGCAUUCUUUGGAAAUUGUCCAAUAUUUGAUAUACCUGGAAGGCUUUAUCCAGUCAGAGAGAAAUUCUGCAAUUUGAUUGGUCCACGAGACAGAGAAAAUACUGCGUAUAUUCAAGCGAUUGUGAAAGUUACCAUGGAUAUCCAUUUGAAUGAAAUGGCUGGAGACAUCUUGGUUUUUCUGACUGGCCAGUUUGAAAUCGAAAAAAGUUGUGAGUUACUUUUUCAGAUGGCAGAGUCUGUUGAUUAUGAUUAUGAUGUUCAAGAUACCACCCUCGAUGGCUUGUUAAUAUUGCCGUGUUAUGGAUCUAUGACAACAGAUCAACAGAGGAGGAUAUUUUUGCCACCGCCACCUGGAAUUAGAAAAUGUGUCAUAUCCACCAAUAUUUCUGCAACGUCUUUGACAAUAGAUGGAAUCAGAUAUGUGGUAGAUGGUGGCUUUGUGAAGCAGUUAAAUCACAACCCCAGAUUAGGGUUGGACAUCCUGGAGGUGGUUCCAAUUUCAAAGAGCGAGGCAUUACAGCGAAGUGGCCGAGCUGGCAGGACUUCUUCAGGAAAAUGCUUUCGGAUCUAUAGUAAAGAUUUUUGGAACCAGUGUAUGCCUGACCAUGUGAUCCCUGAAAUUAAGAGAACUAGUUUGACAUCUGUAGUUCUGACCUUAAAGUGCCUUGCCAUACACGAUGUCAUAAGGUUUCCCUAUUUGGAUCCACCUAAUGAGAGACUUAUUUUAGAAGCUCUUAAACAACUUUACCAGUGUGAUGCUAUUGACAGGAGUGGCCAUGUCACCAGACUGGGUUUGUCUAUGGUGGAGUUUCCUUUGCCUCCACAUCUGACAUGUGCAGUAAUAAAAGCUGCUUCCCUGGAUUGUGAAGAUCUACUACUUCCAAUAGCAGCAAUGUUGUCUGUGGAAAACGUCUUCAUUAGACCUGUUGAUCCAGAGUACCAGAAGGAGGCAGAACAGAGACAUCGAGAAUUGGCAGCUAAAGCUGGAGGAUUUAAUGACUUUGCAACUUUAGCUGUCAUCUUUGAACAAUGCAAAUCAAGUGGAGCUCCAGCUUCAUGGUGCCAAAAACACUGGAUUCAUUGGAGGUGCUUAUUUUCUGCAUUUCGUGUGGAAGCUCAACUUCGAGAACUAAUCAGGAAGCUUAAACAGCAAAGUGAUUUCCCAAGAGAGACCUUUGAAGGCCCUAAACAUGAAGUACUACGAAGAUGUCUUUGUGCUGGCUAUUUCAAAAAUGUAGCUCGAAGAUCUGUUGGGAGAACGUUUUGCACAAUGGAUGGUCGUGGAAGCCCAGUUCACAUUCAUCCUUCCUCAGCACUUCAUGAACAGGAAACCAAACUUGAAUGGAUCAUUUUUCAUGAGGUAUUGGUUACCACCAAAGUCUACGCAAGAAUUGUAUGCCCAAUCCGUUAUGAAUGGGUAAGAGACUUGUUACCCAAGUUGCAUGAAUUUAAUGCACAUGAUUUGAGCAGUGUGGCCCGACGUGAAGUGAGAGAAGAUGCAAGAAGGAGAUGGACAAAUAAGGAAAAUGUAAAGCAGCUAAAGGAUGGAAUAUCGAAAGACGUCUUAAAGAAAAUGCAAAGAAGAAAUGAUGACAAAUCCAUAUCUGAUGCACGGGCUCGUUUCCUUGAGAGAAAGCAGCAGAGGACCCAGGACCACAGUGACACACGGAAGGAAACAGGCUAAGGUGGUGAACCCUCCAAUUCAGGAAGUAGGAAAAGCAGCCAGGAAAUGUGCUUCUACUUUGCCAGUUGUUUCAGACAGCACUACCAAGAGGAAGUGGUCAGCACUUGUUAUUAGCCUAUGAACUAAAAGCAAAUCAAAGUUCAUAAAUCAAAGCUCAUCAGUUCCCAUAAAUGCAAUUGUCAAAGAAAAGAUUGGGUUGCCAUAGUCAUAAGCAAUGAUACAUGAAACCAGUGAAAGACAGUACAUGUAAUAUUUUCCUCAGUACAAUUUUGCUGGCCUUAACUGGUAUCAAACACUGUCAUUGAGAUGUUUUCAAACAACAUUGAGUUGUAUUUAAUCAGCGUGUACUCCAUUUGCAUUGAAGCAUUAAAAAUUAUUUUCCUUAAAAUCUCUUUAAGGCCUUCUUGUUGCUGUUAGAAUAGUGCUAUAUAUCAGGUAUGUGACCAUUUCUUUCAGAAGGCUGAACAUAAGAGGUUUCUACUCAGCAAUACUUAGAUGUCUAACCGUUUAAUUGCUACAGAGCUUUAUAGACAGAGAAAAGACUUAAUCAAUUAGUAAAUAAAAUUACCUAUGGCAGGAUUCUUUCUUGAAUAAUAUUAAUUCUUAAAUUGAUUUUUCUGGGAUUAUACAAAUUCCUUUUUAUAUAAAAGUAUAUUGUUUAAAACAGUAGCUAUAGCCAUUAACCAAAGGACAGAUGAUAUAUAUAUAUGUAAGUUCUUUUUUAGCUGUACCUACAUACUUAUAUCAGCACCAUGUAUGUAGGUGUGAUAGUACUUUCAAACAGCCCUUCCACCUGGCCUACUCUGUUAUUUCCACCUGUUUGGGUAGGGCCAUUUAACUUCCAUUAUGCCAAACUUGGGAUGGGAUUUUCAAAGCAGGCAACACUAUUUCAUCGUGUUUCAAAUUGGAACCUUGAGGCUAGUUAGUAUCACACUCAGGCCACACUCAGCACUUGCCCACUCUUGUUUACUGCCUUGUAUUCUAGUUAUUUGUGUAUUUGUCUCCCUCACUAGAUUAUACGCUCCUCGUGGGCAGGGACUGUGUCUUUUUUCAUCUUUGUAUCUUUCGUGCACCUAGCAUAGUGCUUUGCACAUAGUAGUCACUCAAUGUUUAAUAAAGCUAUUAGUGUCAUUAAAAUUCAA